Molecule: messenger RNA, 947 nt
Organism: Osmia bicornis bicornis
Lineage: Eukaryota; Metazoa; Arthropoda; Insecta; Hymenoptera; Megachilidae
Exons: 4
Coding region: 1-942 (313 amino acids)
Source: RefSeq, a predicted model, not a curated record
AUGCCUAGCUUUCUUGCGCGAUUCUUGGGUCUUUCCUUCAGAACCGAACGUUUGAUAAUGAAUAUCAUAGGAUUAAUUAACAGCACGCUCGAUUGGAGCCCUCUUAAAUGGACGAACGAACUCGAACAAAUACAAAAUAUAUCUCUGUCGUAUAGCACGCUUAUACUUAGCACUAUUGGCGAGGACACGAUCAAAAGUGUUUUAUCAUGGAUCGUAAUCAUACGAAUAAUUAUCGCCCACAUCUACACGUUCACCUACUUAACGAAUAUUUAUCCAAUAAUCACGUGGAGCAGACCUUGUUUAUUAUUACCAUGGUUGAUCCUUAGUUUUUUCAAAAAUGUAGUACUAGAGGUGAUCGUACUUGCUGUUUGUCUUUUGUAUUGGUACGACAAGAGAUUCUCUCUCGCCAUAUUCUUGGAGUUCAUAAUCGUUAAACUUGUACCUUUAAUUCUCGCCUCGUAUAAUUGGUAUUCCAAUUCGCGUCUCUUCUUAGAACUGCGAUACGCGGAGAAAUUAAGGAAGUUAAAAAGGACCUUAAAAAGUGACACAAACUUCGUUACCAAUCGCCUAUGCAUGAAAAUCGCCGAUUCGAAAUACAGAACCAGAUCGUUGACCACCUUGCUAUCGUACGAAAGUUACGAAACUUUUAAUUCGCAGGAUACUAUUUCACGGAUCCUCGAUGAUAACGAUUUAACACCAGCAGAGAAAACGAUAAUGAUCCUUGGUAUCACUGAACAAGACAUUAUCGAUGCCCGUACUGGUAAAAAGGAAAGAGAAGAUUAUAGAAGGCUGACCGAAGUGGACGAUGAACUUUUCAGAGCAAGAAAAUUCCCGUUCAAAAAAUUUUAUAUGUUAACCAAGGAUCAUGAAGAUCAGGAGUCUAUCUUCAGGCCAAAUAAUGAGGAGCUGGUGGAAGAUUCACUUGUGGUAUUAAGUUAUUGAAUUAU